AGCUGUGUGCAGGGUGGCGAUAGUCCUCGUCGUCCCGCGCGAUGAUGGCGGCGGAUCCUCUUUGGGGGCAGGUGGGGGCAAAACCCGACCGGAGUGAAACACCUGGAUGACUUCCUGCCAGCAGCAUGAGAUUUCAGUCUUGUUCAGUCUUCGCUAUGAAGAACAACACUUAAACGUUAAAUCGGAACAAAUUUUUUUUUUUUUCUAUACUUUCUUCGUCAAAAAAAAAAAAAAAACAAGGGAAGAGAAAAUAUAAAAAAUUAAUUUUCCCCAAAAAAAUUAAUUCACAAAAUUUGCCAAAAAAAAAAAGAAUUUCUCUUACAAUGUUGGACGAUCCGAAAGUGAUCGUCUCGGGAUGACCGUUUAUCGGUCAAGUGUUUUUCGAAUAAAAAAGAGGAAGAGACAAUUAAUUUUGACAAAUUACUGAAGAAUAAAGUGCGCGGGUGAUUGGAAGGACGUGUGAAGUCCCGGGGUUUAUUUGUUUUGUGCUAUAAAUUAUUUGAGUGUUCGCCAAUAGUAUAAUGGGUUUACAAGGAAUCAGGACUCUGAGUUUUAUUCUCCUUCUUCAUCUCACAGUUCGAGGUGCACUAGGAGGUCAAUGUGGAUAUCCAGGAGCACCAGCACACAGUAGUAUUCGGUUUUCAUUUGCCGAUAUUGACGAUGCAAUUGAUGAAGAGGAAAUUUCAUUAAGGGAUUAUUAUCAAACGAGUACAAUAGCAACGUAUUAUUGUGAUAGGGGAUUUGAACUUCUUGGACCAGCUAGAAGACAAUGCCAGGCCGAUGGAACCUGGACACCGGAAGGCGUGCCAUUUUGCGUUCUGAAUGUUGCUGGUGGAAAAGCGCCGAUGCAGUCGAGCAGUGCGGACGGCGGAAUUCCACAGCGUGCCGUGGAUGGAAGUAGCGGGCAAAUUUAUUCACCUCAAACUUGUACAUUGACAAGGGCCGAGCCAAGGCCCUGGUGGUAUGUCAAUCUUCUCGAGCCUUAUAUGGUUCAAUUGGUGCGACUCGACUUUGGCAAAUCUUGUUGCGGUGACGGUGUUCCUGGCACCAUUGUCGUAAGGGUCGGUAACAAUCGACCGGACCUCGGGACAAAUCCAAUUUGCAAUCGUUACACAGGACCCUUGGAAGGUGGUCAACCAUUAUUUUUGCCAUGUAAUCCACCCAUGCCAGGUGCUUUUGUUUCUGUUCAUCUCGAAGCUGCCUCUCAAAAUCAAAUUCCCGUUCAACUUUCACUCUGUGAAGCUUUCGUCUACACUGAUCAGGCCCUGCCAAUAGAGAGGUGUCCACAGUUUAGAGACCAACCACCGGGAUCGACUGCAACUUAUAAUGGAAAAUGCUACGUUUUCUAUAAUCGACAGCCAUUGAAUUUUAGAGACGCUUUGGCAUUUUGUCGAUCUAGAGGUGGCACUCUUGUCGAUGAGAGUAAUCCUGCUCUUCAAGGAUUCAUAUCCUGGGAGCUUUGGAGACGUCACAGAAGCGACACGUCGAGUCAAUAUUGGAUGGGCGCAGUGAGAGAUAAAAAGGACAGAACCACAUGGCGAUGGACCGGAAAUGGAGAAGAAAUCUCAGUGUCAUUCUGGAGUUUGCCCCAAGGCAGCGAGGAGGAUUGCGCUCGUUAUGACGGAAGUCGAGGCUGGUUAUGGUCAGACACACCGUGCACAGCGAGAUUAAACUUCAUUUGCCAGCAUCAACCAAAGGCUUGCGGGAGACCGGAACAGCCACCGAAUUCGACAAUGUCAGUGACAAAUCCAUCAGCAAAGUCUGUCGUCAGUGCAUAUGAAGUGGGAGCUGCUGUGGAAUACACUUGCAAUGCAGGAAGUCUCCUCAUUGGUCCAACGACCCGCACUUGUCUCGACACUGGAUUUUACAAUGAAUUCCCACCCGUUUGCAAAAAUAUCGAAUGCGGUUUUCCAGCAAGUAUCGUUCAUGGAGAAUACAAUUUAAUCAACAAUACUGUCAGCUACUUGAGUCAAGUUCUCUACAGUUGUGAUGAAGGCUACGAAAUGACUGGUCGAGCGAGACUAACCUGUGACAUUGAUGAGAGAUGGAAUGGACCACCGCCACGCUGUGAGCCAAUUCGUUGUGAUCCACCGACUGUUGUGCCACACAGUCAUUUCCAGGUGGACGAAAUUUCGAGCGAGGAAUCUGAAAGCAAAAAUAAUAAUCGCAGUUUAAUUGUCGGCAGUAUUGUUAUUUACACGUGUGACAAGGGCUAUCGACUCAAUGGUCAUCGGCAAAUUCUCUGUCUCGCUUCCGGUUCCUACGAUCAUCCCCCACCCUCUUGUAUUGACGAUUCGACAAUUUCUCCGGCACCACCGCGAGCAACUCACAGACCAUCGUCGAGUACAAGAGGAAGACCCUUCAUUCCCACGCGAUUCAGAUCAUCAUCACCAUCGUCGUCGUCGUCGUCAUCGUCAUCAACAACAUCAUCGACAACAAGCAGUACUCUGAGUUCGAUACCAACGAGAAAAUCGUCAUUCGCACACGCCGAGCAACCGGCAACUGUUCGCGAAACAAUUCAGAGGAAAUCGUCGAUAGGCCUGCAGAAGCCAGUGACGACGCAGCAUGUCAACGAUGGCAGCAAAGAUCAUCCACAGGAUAAUGAAAUUUCGGGAAGUGGCGUUGAUAAUAGAGAGACGUCCCUUGAUUCGGGUGUUCCUGAACCUUCGGGACCUUAUCGAGUUAAUAACGAGCAGCCAACGCAUCAAGCGAAAUUGCAUCUUGGCGCUGUUAUUGCAUUGGGCGUAUUUGGAGGAUUUGUUUUUCUAGCCGCUGUCAUUACGACUAUUGUCAUUCUUAUUCGCAGGAAUCGUGGACGGGGAGGUAAUAAACAUUAUCGUCAUCGAGCAUCGCCUGAUUGCAAUACUGUGGCCAGUUUCGAUAGCAGCUCAUCGGAGAGUCGUGGCGGUUUAACGAGAUAUUAUCGUCAGGCAUGGGAGAAUCUUCAUGAGACAGCUGGUCAUAAGGCGAAUCACGCUCCUCUUCGUCGUAAGGAGACCCUGGAUGAACCAGGAUAUAGAGAAAAUUUUCGUGGAAGCAAUACAGAGCGUGACGGUUCCGAACUUGUCGUCAGUGACGUUGCCGCUUAUCCGGCGAGUAAACAAGCCAGCAUGUCAGACAAAAAGCGUCAUCAUCAUCACCAUCAUCAUCAUCACGGCACGCCUGAAUGGAGACAAUCUCAAACACAUCAUAGAUAUUAAGUUCAAUUAUUAUUUUCAUUUUUCUACAAAUAAUUUCAAUUACUUUUUUUUUCAUUCUCUCAAAUUUUUUAU
Messenger RNA from Leptopilina heterotoma, 3272 nucleotides. RefSeq lists its product as uncharacterized. The transcript is spliced from 11 exons. NCBI's taxonomy places the organism in Eukaryota, Metazoa, Arthropoda, Insecta, Hymenoptera, Figitidae. The record is from RefSeq and is a predicted model, not a curated record. Bases 522 to 3200 code for a protein of 892 amino acids.